Molecule: messenger RNA, 1714 nt
Organism: Halichondria panicea
Lineage: Eukaryota; Metazoa; Porifera; Demospongiae; Suberitida; Halichondriidae
Exons: 3
Coding region: 101-1714 (537 amino acids)
Source: RefSeq, a predicted model, not a curated record
GUUGUGAUUGGAGUGUCAGCAGUAUAAAGAUAGUGAGUGUCCAAGGUAGUAGUCAUUCAUUUAUCAACCAUUUUGAAGAUUGAAGAUAUUUAACAAGAUUAUGGCUUUGAGAAGUGUUUUGAAGGAACUUCAGCUAAGAAAGAAGAAGUUUUUCCUUGUGGAGUGGCACUGCGACAAAAUGGUCACCGUUGUUGAAGAAAAACACAUCCGUGCUCGAGAUGGUCCCAUUACCAAGGGGAAAGACUACUUCGUAAAAUAUGGAAGCAAAUUCUUGGAAGCAAAUGUUCUUGCUACUGGGACAAAAGAAGAAAUUGAAAAGAUUGAGCUAGAACACCACACUGAAGAUGACCUGCCAAAGGCAGCAAAGGAACCAGCCAAGAAGAGGGGACGAAAGAGAAAACAGGACGGAGACAAAGAAAACGCCCAAAGCAAUAAAAAAAAGAAAACUAAGGAACCAGGAAAAAUGUUAACUGUGACAGACCCACAGCUCCCAAUAGACCUUACGACGGAGUCUGAAGCCCCCCAACCCCUGGAUCUGGAUCCCACUGACCACCCCACUGACCCCAAGCCCCAGGAUCUGGAUCUCACUGACCCCAAGCCCCAGGAUAUAGACCCCACUGAUCCGAAGGCCCAGGAUGUGGACCCCGCUGACCCCUGCCAAAAUUCUUCAUUCAGCUCAGUUAUUCCCAUGCAGAACAUUUUAAAACCGAACCAACAUAAGUCCCCUAACCGCAGCCCACCUUCUCCGCAACCACUAUUUUCUCCCCUCUCUUCUAACCCCGACUAUUACGACUGUGGUAAGUACAUGUACAUUGUAUACUGUACCUUUGUGACUAUAAUUAUACAUACAUAUUUAUUACCUCUAUUUUGUUUUUUUACAGAUAACCAUAAUCCAAGUGAUAUGGUAAUCAGCAACCAAUCAGUCGAGUAUAGUAACAACGAUACUGCUGAGUCCACAGAGCUCCUUCAGGCCAGGCUGGACAUACACGAGCUACAAGAAAGAGUGGGCAUUCUUGAGCACACCCUGACGUCUGUGCUAGAGCGGUUGGAGCAACACGAAGAGCGGUUGGAGCGACAAUGGCAUGUAUCCGCAUCUCAACUGCAGAUGCCAAGCCCCGUCAACCACUCGUACAACCCACCUAUUAACACCUCUUCACCUCAAACCCCACACAGAUUUCUCCAACCCUAUCGAGUACAGCAGCCACCCCAACCCCAAGUACAGCAGCCACCCCAACCCCAAGUACAGCAGCCAUCCCAACCCCAAGUACAGCAGCCACCUCAAACCCCUUCUCAAGCCCAGCAGCCAGUCAACGCAGACCCCAGUCCACUUCCACUGCGCGGAGAGAAGGCCAUGGACUCUGCCUUGCCAUCUUCCGAGAUAAAAAAGGACAGAUUACAAUCAAAAAAAGACACUUUGGCCCAGAACAAAAAAUUUCACUAUGAAAGCAAGGCGCCGACACUGGCGUUGCGAUUGGCGAAACUUACGUAUUUUGGAGAGGACGUAAUGGCCAGGUGUACACCAAAUGGAUGUAGAGACCGACCAGCUCUUCCAAGACAAGAACUCUACGAGCUGAAGUCGGAGAUAUUUAGACUAUUCCCAAUUUACUGGUGCAAUCCAGUGGGAUUUGAAGCUCUAUGGGGAAAUUGUUUGACAGCAAUUGAGCAAGGCUGUAAAAGAAUGAGGAGAUCGGCUCUAACAAAUCAAGUGAAUUAA